UCUCUAUGCAAAUAUAUAUACACGCACGUUUCCGGGUGUGGGUGUUUGUGCGGCUGCUGCUGCAACAAGGUGGUAGCGGAGGACAAACGCCGUUUUCUAUGGUGCAGUGGCUGUGACUGACCCCCCCCCUCCCCACAACCCUGAGGAGGCGGAAGGAAAAACCCAUAGGCUUUGCAAAAAUUUACAACAGGAACGGACAGCAAUCAUCAUCAUCAUCAUCAUCAUCAUCAUAAAAACGCAGUGCGAGUGAUCAGCUUAAGAGCUGAAGAAAUCCACAGUGUAAACAAGAUUUGAUGGAUCUAAUAAUGGAAUACUGAACAGUAUAGUUUCUGUAAUUAUUAUUAUUAUUAGUACUCCACCCAUCAGACUGGGUUUCCCCAGCCACUCUGGGCGGCUCCCAACAGAAUAUUAAAAACACGAUAAUAUAUCAAACAUUAAAAACUUCCCUUCAGAUGUCUUCUGAAACCCAGAUAGUUGUUUAUUUCCACAGGGUGGGUGCCACUACCGAGAAGGCCCUCUGACUGGCUCCCUGUAACCUCACUUCUUGUAUGCAGGGAUUUAUGAUAUGUAAAAUGAACCAUGGAAAGAGAAGAAGGGAAGUCAUUGAUAUCUUAAGGAUGUAAAAGGGGUAUUUUAAAUUGUAAAGCAGAAAACUUAAUAAAAAGAGAGCUAUGACGCAAAAUAUAGAAUACAUAUAUUUGAAAGUUCUGAUGGAUCCAAUAUGGAACUUACUUUCAAGCAAGCAUGUGUUUACCCAUUGUUUUCACUGAGGUUUAUUCUAAGAUAAGUAUGCAUAGGAUUGCGGCCUUAAAAUUAAAAUGGUGUUUUUAGAGCAAGCAAGUCCCAGUAAUUUUGGUGAAGAACAAUGUACCUGUCCUGGGCUUGCAGGUUUACAGUUUGAUUUUAGAGUGUUGAUCACCCUGUAGGAUCUACCCUCAAGGAAAUUCACAUAGGCCUUAGUUCUUAAUAAAGUUAAGCAAAAAUGUGUUUUGGAGUUUAAAGCAGUUUGGGCACAGGUUUUCAGACACCUUGACGUUGGGCAUAUAGUUGAUGUGAUGCCUAAACUUUGUUAUGAGGCAAAAUGAAAACCUGGAGUCUCCUCAAGUGCAAGAAUAUUUGCUUACUAUCCAGUCACUUAAGGCUGUGUUUGUAUCAACAGAGCACACAUUGGCUAGACUAGAGCAACCUUUCUCAACUUCAGGUCCUCAUCUGUUGUUGGACUACAACUCCCAUCAUUCCUAGCUAGCACAACCAGUGAUCAGGGAUGAUUUGAGUUGGCAAUAAGAUACAGCAAAGGACUGGGGGAAAUCGGAGUUCUCCAACUGCUUGGAUCUCCUUGGUUGCAAACAACACCCCGUAUGCCAGUUAUUGUACUACUCCAGUGAAUUACCAGUGUGGUUCCUGAAUAUGUGGAAGUCAUUUCUUCCCCUGCCCGCAUAUUCUCAAAAUGUUGUAGAAUGAUCCUCAGUUGUGCUUUCCUAGUUGUGAGAAUGACAUGAUCUUACAUUUCCUGUGUGUGGUAUUAGUGCAAUCCACAAGUUGGGCUGGUGUUGAAUUGGGGGAGGGAGACUUAGAAGUGGAAUCUGUCAUUUUAAAUAUCAGCUAAGAAAUCUUAGUAAUGACUGUGAGCCUGCAUACACACUGCACCUUUAAAACACAUUUGAAGUGCAUCUCAAUAAACCCCCCCCCCAAAAAAAAGGGAAUUUGGGGCACUGUAUUUACCCAUACAUUCUUACAAUUCCCAGCAACUUGUUGACAAACUACAGCACCAAGAAUUAUUUGAGGGGAGAAAUGUGCUUUGAGUGUGCUUUAAAAGUAUAGUGUGCAUGCAGUCCAAGUAACAGUGAUCCAACUUGGCCUUAUGGUUCUUGGACAGAAAUAUGCGACUCUGAUCAGCAGUUGGAACGAAGCAUUCAUUAAUACAAUAUGUGCCUGAGUUCCACUGACAAAAUGUGAAAGAUGUAAUUUAUUUGGUCAACUUUGCAGGUACAGUGGUACCUUGGUUCUCAAACUUAAUCCGUUCCGGAAGUCCGUUCCAAAAGCAAAGCUUUCCAAAAACCAAGGUGUGCUUUCCCAUAGAAAGUAAUGCAAAACGGAUUAAUCCAUUCCAGACUUUUAAAAACAACCCCCAAAACAGCAAUUUAUCAUGAAUUAUCUAACGAGACCAUUGAGCCAUAAAAUGAAAGCAAUAAUCAAUGUGCUGUACUAUAAAAUAAGACAGUAUUGUAGAUGAUAAAAACUACAAUUAAUGGAGUACAUUAGAAUCUGGGUGGCUUGUUGCAAAAAUCCAAAAAGGCUCCUGUACCUUCAGAAGUUAUAUGUAGGACAUGACCUAACUAUUAAAGGUGCAGGAGGCCUGUGUUUUUUGCAUCUGACCACCCUAGGUACAAUACAUUGUGCCAGAACCUCUGUGCUCUGAGUGAAAAAAGAACUAGCUUGAACACAACUGAGAUGGUUCAUGGGAAGAAACCUGCACGGUCCUAGUUUCAUAAUCCUGUGCACAUACCCCCCCCUCCCUCCAUGUAAUGUGUGGCAUAGGUGCUGCAUAUUUUAACUUGUCUCAAGCAAUGUAAAUUCAGAGUGACAACUUUUGCAGGUACAUUUUCAGGAGACUAUGGAAGUUUUUGCCUUUCCUUUGCUAGUAGCAUUCACCCGUACAGUCUCAAUGACAGCUCUUUGGGGCUUCAGAUUUAAACACCAAUCUGCCAUGAGACAUUAUAGUAAAGCGAAUCUGUUUGUAGGCUGGGAAUGCAUAACAAAUUGAAUAACUUCCUGCUCUCUUGCUGAGGAAUCUGUGUGGUUAGAAGGUUUUAGCCCAAACCUGAGAUUCUUUCUUCACUCACUUCGCGAGCUUUCCAGAGUAAACUGACUCAAUUUUUUCCCCCAUUCAGGAGGAGAAAGCACUAAAACUGCAAAUUGGAAGUGAGGUUUGUUACAUGAAAACAACAAAAGCAAAUUUAGAACCUUUGCUGUGUUCUUGCACCAUGAAAAGUGACGGUUCCAAGUUUUGUGAAGCUGGAAAGUUAUCAAUUUCUUUAAAAAGUACCACUACAUAAACAGCCGUUACAAAUGUUAACUCCAGACGGUUGGCAAAAUAUAUAAACUAGCAAUGUUCCGUGGACAAUGUUUACAGAGAAAAUGUUAUAAUUGCUUUGUUUUUGCAUUUGUAGGGCUACUUGACUUUUCCAAAGGUUUGGGUUGUGGUUAUACAUGCAUUUACCUGGAGCUAAGCCACCCCACUGAGCCUAGGGCUUGCUGAUCAGAGGGUCGGCAGUUCAAAUCCCUGCGACGGCGUGAGCUCCCAUUGUUGGGUCCCUGCUUCUGUCAACCUAGCUGUUCGAAAGCAUGCCAAAGUGCAAGUAGAUAAAUAGGUACCGCUCCGGUGGGAAGGUAAACAGCGUUUCCGUGCGCUGCUCUGGUUCGCCAGAAGUGGCUUAGUCCCUUGGCCAGUAAAGCGAGAUGAGCACUGCAACCCUAGAGUCAUCUGCGACUAGACCUAAUGGUCAGGGGUCCCUUUACCUUUUCCUUUAAGCCACCCCACUGAACUCAGUGGGUCUUAUUUAUGGGUAAACGUGUAUGUGAAACUUGCAGCCAUCAGGAAGACAUUAAGACUGCAAUCUUGUACCCAGUCGUCAAAAGAUAUGUCCCACCAUAAAGAGUUUUCAAAAUAGAAGAUCUUCAAAAGCAUCCCUAGUUUUUUGUUUCUGUUUUUUAAAUCAAAAUAGCCAUUGACUUAAGUUGAUCUAAAAUCAUAAAAGUUUUGCUGUGACUAACAAAAUGUUUCUGUGGAAAUUGGUCAUUGUUGAAAGCUGUUGUGAUUUUUAUUCUCCCUGUAACAGGUCCAAGGAUAUUGCAUGAAAGUAAGAUGUCUUUAAAUUCAUCUGUGAUUUCAGAAGACCAAAAGAACCACCAGGGAAUAAAAAGAAAUUUUGAAGGCCUGAAUAGUUUAGAUUCACAGAAUACGUCGAUGUUGCAGGAAACACCACUUGAAAACCUGCAUCUAGCGCCUCAGACUGUUCUUGAAAGAGCCCCAAAACAAGGGAGAUCAAAAUGUCCCAGAUGUAAUAGUUCAAGGAUGUUCUAUUGUUACACAUGCUAUGUUCCAGUUGAAACUGUUCCCACCGGAGAAAUUCCUGUUGUGAAGCUUCCAUUGAAAAUUGACAUCAUUAAGCAUCCCAAUGAAACGGAUGGCAAAAGCACAGCUGUACAUGCCAAGCUCCUGGCGCCCGAAGAAGUUACCAUUUACACAUACCCUUGUAUUCCAGACUACGAAGGAAUGAGAGACGAAAUUGCACUUAUCUUUCCUGGGCCUAAUUCAGUCUCAAUAAAUGACAUCCCCCUGUGUUUGCAAAACAAAUCUAAGAAGAAGGUUGACUGUGGCGAGGACGAGGACCCAUCAGCAGAACCAGUCCUCAAAUGUGCGAAAACAGAGUCAGGCAGUGAAAACGACUUGGGCAAACACCAGUUUCACAGCAUGAGCGAAAAUGCUCCGUUGAAGAAAAUUGUAUUUAUUGAUAGCACCUGGAAUCAAACGAACAAAAUAAUCACAGAUGAGCGGCUCCAAGGAUUGCUGCAAAUUGAACUGAAGUCGCGGAAAACCUGCUUUUGGCGUCAUCAGAAAGGAAAGCCAGAGACGUACCUGUCUACCAUCGAAGCAAUUUAUUAUUUCCUAGUCGACUAUCAUAAGGAAUUCUUGAAAGAAAAAUAUGAAGGACAGUAUGACAACCUCCUUUUCUUCUUCUCGUUUAUGUACAAAUUGAUAAAGAAUGCCAAGUCAGCAGGAAAAGACUAAGGCAAUAUCUUUUUCAUGUGAAUAACAAAAAACAACCCCCUAAAAUAUUCCUUACGAUCCAUUGUACUUUAUUCUUUUAAACUUAUUGGUAACAAUUGAAUUAAAUAAAUUGCACAGUUGGCUA
Molecule: messenger RNA, 4916 nt
Organism: Zootoca vivipara (common lizard)
Lineage: Eukaryota; Metazoa; Chordata; Lepidosauria; Squamata; Lacertidae
Source: RefSeq, a predicted model, not a curated record